ACACCGUACCCCUCUUGCAGUCUCGCUCCUCCUCCUCCUCACCCCAUCGCUCCCACAGAUUCAUCACCACCACCGCUUCUCCUCCUCUGCGACCUGGUGGGCAUACAACUUGCAUCGUCGGACCUGGAAGGAUCGAUCAGGGAUGGAAGAGUGCAGUAAGAACAUAUAUUGGGAGGACCUGCAACGAGAUGCCCUAGGCAUCAUCUUCUGCAAACUCUCCCUUCAGGAGAUCCUAAGGGUGGUUCCUGGGGUUUGCAAACCGUGGAGCGAGGUGGUCUCAGGGUCCUACUGCUGGCAGGACAUCGACAUCCAGGAGUGGAGCCAACAGAGCACGCCUGACCAGAUCAUCAGCAUGGUUCAUAUGCUCCUCGCUCGCAGCGCUGGCUCAUGCCGCCGCCUUAGCGUGUCCCGGCUUCCCAACGACUCACUGUUCGCCUUCAUCGCCGACCAUGCGAAAUCUCUCGAGACUUUGGAGAUUCCGAGGAGUGAGAUCAGCGACAGCAUAGUGGAAGAUGUUGCACAAAGGCUGUCCAAAGUUACAUUCCUAGAUGUAAGCGGCUGCACCAAGAUUGGUGCUCGUGCUCUGGAGGCAUUUGGCAAGAACUCCAAAUGCCUCGUCAGACUUCGGCGGGUCAUGCACCCCAUGGAUCUCGUUGGGAAGGUGUGCCACAAUGACGAGGCUCAUGCUAUUGCCUGCAAUAUGCCAAAGCUUUGCAACCUCGAGAUGGGAUACAUGCUCAUCACGACUAAGGCUGUCUUCGAGAUCGCCUCCAAGUGCCAUGACCUCAAGCUCCUAGAUCUGCGUUGCUGCUGGGACGUCGAUGAUAAUCUCUUGCGAGAGAAGUUUGCUGGGCUCAAAAUCCUCUGCCCAAGGGUGGACGACUGCUAUGAGAACAACUUCUGGGAGGAAUGCUCUGAUGACUCAUAUGACGACUCCAUCUACUCAUGGGAACAGUUCAUGGAUGAUGACUACUUCGCCAUGGGGGGAGACGGCGAGGCCAUAUGGGAGGACGAUCACACUCUUGAAGGACAAGAAGUCAUUUUCUAUGGCGGUGUAUUCGGAGAAGGAUUCGCUGGUUUUGACUGGCCCGACUCACCAUGAAGAAGUCUGCAUUAAUAAGUUGUUGAGAGAAGUGAAUUGUCUGCUUGCUCCUGCUGCUCUCUAUAUGUCUCAACUUUAAAACAUUUUCUUCCGUUCUAUGUACUUCUAAGUGUCAAACUCUGUUGUCAUUACCUUGCAGAUAUUGUCUGGUUGUUGA
Messenger RNA from Hordeum vulgare subsp. vulgare (domesticated barley), 1259 nucleotides. RefSeq names its product F-box protein FBW2-like. Gene Ontology annotation, molecular function: protein binding. NCBI's taxonomy places the organism in Eukaryota, Viridiplantae, Streptophyta, Magnoliopsida, Poales, Poaceae. The transcript has 3 exons. The coding region runs from base 143 to 1102 and encodes 319 amino acids. The record is from RefSeq and is a predicted model, not a curated record.